AUGAAUGUAGAUGUUUUGAUUGAGACCGAAGUCGUGAGAGUUGGUGAAAGGGAUGUGGCGGGGCAUAUGGUUGGAGAAAAUGAUGGAGUAAUUUGGUUUAGAAGGGUGGGAUUGGACAAUAAUGCAGGGGAAGAAGGGAUAAGGGUUGGGCUGAGCAAGGUGAUUGUGGAGAGGAUGAAAUGGGAGGAGGAAAGAGUUGGGUGGAGAAGUGGUGAAGGUGGGAAGAAUAGGGUGAAGAAAGUUGAGGAGUUUGGAGGUGGCGGUGGCGGUGGAAUGAACAAUUGGAAGAGGUUUGGGUAUUUUGUGUUGGUUGAGAGAUUUGUGUUGAGGAGAAUGGAUGGUGAUUUUCUGAUGAGUUAUGAGUUUAAGCAUAUUCAUCAAUUUAGGAAAAAAUGGGAGUAG
This is a messenger RNA of Linum tenue, 402 nucleotides long. The record is from the annotation of a GenBank genome assembly. NCBI's taxonomy places the organism in Eukaryota, Viridiplantae, Streptophyta, Magnoliopsida, Malpighiales, Linaceae.